AUGUACAGAGCAAUUGAUGGGUAUCGUUUGUUUGAAUCACCUACUGAACGUCGAUUUACACCAUCUAUCUUAACAGGAUAUACAAUUGUUUUGUAUACAAAAGAUUUUUAUAUUUAUGAAUUAACUGUGAAUAGUUUUUCUAUGGCUCGUUCAAUUGAACAAUUAUUAGAGGCAGUAACUUCAAUAACUGAUAUAACUCAGUUUUAUCCAUUCACUUUUAAAUCCAAUCAGUUAUCACCUUUAUCCGUAAUCAAAACAAUUGAUUGGUCAAAUAAUAUCAAUGAAAUUUUGUCUAAUGAAAAAUGGCGUAUAAGUCAAGUUAAUGAGAAUUAUGCAUUAUGUAAUUCUUAUCCAAAAACCGUGAUUGUACCUGCUAAAUGUGAUGAUCAAACAAUUUUAGAAAGUAGCCGAUUUCGUCACGGUGGUCGUUUCCCUUUACUGGUAUACUAUCAUAAGCCAAGACAAACCACCUUAUUUAUAACUGCUGAACCAAUGAUCAGUCAAUCUACCGUGAGUAUAAACAAUCAAACUACUACUACACCAACUUUGUUAUCUUCUUCUAACGCAAUAACAAUGACCAAUUCGUUUACAACAACCUCGUCGUCGUCAUCUUUAACUUUAUCAUCAAAAUCAAACAAUUUAAUGAUGAAUUCAUCGUUGAAAAAUUCACUAUCAUCCUCAUCAUCCUUAUCACCAUCAUCAUCAACAUCAACAUCAUCAUCAUCAACAUUCAAUAUUGGUCGAUGUCGUUCAGAUGAACAAUUACUUACUUGUAUAUUACCGGAUAAAUGUAGAGGUGUUAUAUUAGAUUUACGAACACAAAAUGAGACGAAAAAAUCUCAGAUCACAAGCGGUGGUGUUCCGGUUGAAUUUGAACAAUUCUAUCCACAAUGGCGACGAGUUUGUCGACCGUUGGAAUCUACCAAUAGUCUGAUUAUCACUUUUAGAAAAUUCAUUUAUGCUUGUACAUCAUCUGGUCGUUUAACUCGAUCUUCAAGCAAUACAACAUUUAGUGUACUACAAUCAGGAAUUAGUGAUUCGAUUGGAAUGUUAUCCAAUGCUGCAUUGAAUCCAAUAGGAAAUUUUGGAUUACGUAAUUCGAUCAAUGCAUCAAUCGUGGCUGAUAGUUCAUACAAUGCAUUGAAUGAUAGUGUUGGUGAACAAACUAAACAGGAAAUCAUUUCGAAUUUCGGUCAAUUAGAAAUACAAUCUGGUAAUUCUUCAACAACUACUGAAUUAGAUUUAAGUAGUAGUAGUAGCAGUACUAGUGCUACCACUACUUCUACUUCUACUUCUACUACUACUACUACUAAUAAUAAUAAUAGUAAUAAUGUUAAGAAAUCGAAAAAAAUUGCCGCUUGGUUAUCAGUAGUACGUGAAACAUUGGCAGCUGCAGUAGCUGGAGCUACAGCAUUGGAUGCUUUAGAUGCAUUUGCUCAACAACAACUUCAACAAGAACAAUGUUUACUAGCUGAAAAACAAAGAACAUCUACUACAAAGGAUCAAUAUUUUAAAGAGGUCAAAUUACGCGGAUCAUGUGUAUUGGUACAAAGUCGAAAAGGAACUGAUCGAGCUAUUCUAGUGGCUAGUUUAAUUCAGAUUAUAUUAGAUCCUGAGUGUAGAACUAUAACAGGAUUUCAGACACUUAUUGAUCAAACAUGGUUAAAUGCUGGACAUCCAUUUACAGAUCGUUGUCAGCAUUCGGCUUUCUCACUAACAUCACCAAAAUAUGAGAGCCCUGUGUUUAUUCUAUUUUUGGAUUGUGUUUGGCAAUUACUUCGUCAAUAUCCAAAUUCAUUUGAAUUUACUGAUGAAUUACUUUAUUUUCUUGCAAAACAUGCUUAUUUCUCUGAAUAUGGAACAUUUUUGGGCAAUUCUUCACAAGAACGAGAACAAUUGAAUAUUUCAUCGAAAACAACUUCUUUAUGGUCAUACAUCAAUGAUCUACCGGUGAUCAGUACUUUUCGGAAUCCAUUUUAUGCUAAUCAAAGAAAUCAUGAUAAUUUAAAGUCAACAACCAUCAAUGAUGGAAGUUAUGCAUGUUGGCCUUGUUUAUCUGCGCAAGCAUUAGAUAUUUGGGAAGAAUUAUAUCAAGGACAAUUAUUUGAUGGUGUGACUGGUCUAUGGAAAUUGCCUCGAUCAUUUUCACGUAUCAUUCAAAGUAAAUAUGAAGCGGAAUGUCAUAGAACUAUUGAAUUACGCAAGACACUUAAUAUGCUGAUUGAUGAAGCUGUCAAUGCAAAUAUUCUACACGUUAAUCAUUGA
Messenger RNA from Schistosoma turkestanicum, 2265 nucleotides. Lineage: Eukaryota; Metazoa; Platyhelminthes; Trematoda; Strigeidida; Schistosomatidae. The record is from the annotation of a GenBank genome assembly.